CGUUGCGGUAUUCUAUUCUAACGUUUCGACAACAAAUUUCGGCUUUCGAUGUGAUUUUGUUCAGCGGACAAGUAACCACUUUAAAUUGAUAAGAAAUUAAACAAAACGACUUUUUUGGCUCAAGGAUAACAAAAUUAAAAAAAAAUAUAUAUUUUUUGGCAAAACAUUUAAAUUACCUUCAAGGAUUCACACGAAACGCCCGCUCCGUAGACAAGAUGAAGUCACAGCUAGCAGCAGUAGGCUUGUUACUGGUCAUUGCUCAAAUGACAACAACAACGUAUGCGGUAACAAUGCCUGACUACAUAAAAGUUUGCUCUCGCAAUGAUCCAAAGAUAAACGAAUGUAUUAAGAAUACCGUUCACGACAUGCGACCCUACCUCAAGGAUGGCAUCAAGGAGCUGAAUGUCCCCGCCAUGGAACCCCUGUUCAUAGGUGAUCUCAAUAUAUUGGAAGGCGGCAGUGCGGGUAUUAAUGUUAAGGCGAAAGAUUUGAAUAUCUACGGAGCAUCGAAUUUUGAAAUUAAAAAGCUCAAAAACUCAAACAAUGGAAUGCGUUACGACUUUGAAAUAAAUUUGCCACGGCUUCAGGGAGAAGGCAACUACGACAUAAAUGGCCAAAUUUUGACAUUGCCUCUGCGAGGUAAUGGUCCCUUCACCGGCAAUUUUACCAACUUCUAUGCCUUUGUGAAAAUCCUUUUCGACGUCAAGGAAGUCAAUGGCGAUGAAUAUCUGCAGAUCAAUAAUUUGGAAGUGAAAAUUCGUACCGGCAAGGGACGCAUACGCCUGGAGAAUCUCUUUAACGGCGACAAGGCCCUGGGUGAUGUGGUCAACGAUACGAUCAAUCAAAAUUUCGAAGUCUUCACAAACGAGCUGAUUGGGCCCAUUGAACGGGCCUUGGAGAAGAAAUUCUUGGCUAUAUCACGUAAAAUUAUAGAAAAUUUCACCUACAAUGAAUUGUUCCCUGUGUAAAGGAAGAAGAACAGCUAAUUUUUGAAAUGAACAAAAUUUGUAGAAGCAUUUUUUGGAAACUAUUAUGAAAAAAAUUAUUGAAGGACUUUUUUUUGGUCGUAAAUUUGGUCAUUGUGAUGAUAGCUUUAUUAUUUCCUUAUGUUUAUUUCGUAUAUUCCUUUUCAAUGUUUUUUGAAAUUCCAUAAUAUGCUCCUGAUUACAUUCGUCUUUAAGUUAGUAAACAAUAAAAAAAUACUUAAUAUUUUUUUUUAUAAAAUGUAAAUAAAUAAUGAAAACGAUUAUA
Musca domestica (house fly) is the source of this 1251-nucleotide messenger RNA. RefSeq names its product protein takeout. The record is from RefSeq and is a predicted model, not a curated record. NCBI's taxonomy places the organism in Eukaryota, Metazoa, Arthropoda, Insecta, Diptera, Muscidae.